AUGGCGGAUCCUCUCCUCUCAUCACUAUGCAGCAUCUGCCACAUAAACGAUCCAAAAUAUACAUGUCCACGCUGCUCCAUACAGACCUGCUCGCUCCCCUGCUCGCGCCGCCACAAACUAUGGUCAUCAUGUAAUGGAGUACGAGAUCCGACAGUAUUCAAACCAUUAUCGCAAGUAGCAACCCCAUCCGGCAUCGACCACGAUUAUAACUUCAUCCACUCUAUCGAACAUGGAAUUGAGCGCUCCGAGAAACAGAUAGUGGAGGACCGGGGCUUAGUACACAAGGAGGAGUUGCGGGUUGCGAGACACGGUCCAGAUAGGAGGAGACAACAGAGGAGACAUGGACCAUCCGGGGAAACUCCUAUUGAUAGGCUCCUGGACGUGAUGAAAAUAAAGGUCAUACGUGCGCCUAAGGGUAUGAGCAGGAGUGUGGAGAAUAUAACGAAUUGGAGUAAGCACCAGAAGAGUAUCAAUUGGCAAGUGGAGUGGAUCCGAACGGACGCGGAACGGCUGCUGGGUAAGGCAAUGGGCAAUAAGCCUCUUGGAGAGGCUUAUGACGAGGCGUUUGAGGAAGAUAGGAGGAGGAAAUUGUCGGAUGAUGAGAGGAAAGUUGAGAAGAAGCGGAAAGCCGAACAAGUCCGGCAGAGGUCUGCGAAGAGGGUCAAGUUGGACGCGCAACAUAAACUUGAUCUCACAGCCAUACCAAGGCUGCAGAAUCCAGAAACGGGAUCUUGGGAUAUCGUAACGGCAAACUCAUCCGUACUGAAUAACACGAGAGAAGAAUCUCAGGCUCCAGACGAAGAACACUCGCCCUCAGCGAACCUAGCAUUCUACCUAUAUCGACCAAACACGCCUUCCUCAUUCCCCAAAGUAUUAAUACCCAUCAACACCUCGAAACCCUUAACGGAUCUGUUACGCAAAAGAGAGGUCCUGGAAUUUCCUACAAUAUAUAUUUUUGAGCAUGGCACGCCACUCCCAGAAGAUUUCAUGUUGGAAAACAAGUUUUUAACUGCCACGGGACAGGCUCCGCUGGAAACUUCAGAUGCGGACACGGAAGAUACCGCCAGUUCGGUGGCGGAUAGUGACACGAGUACUAGUGGUUCUGAUUCUUCUGAGGGUGAGGUGGAUGAGGUGGAUGACCAGCAUAUGGAAGGAGGAUAG
Molecule: messenger RNA, 1161 nt
Organism: Venustampulla echinocandica
Lineage: Eukaryota; Fungi; Ascomycota; Leotiomycetes; Helotiales; Pleuroascaceae
Exons: 1
Coding region: 1-1161 (386 amino acids)
Biological process (GO): maturation of LSU-rRNA from tricistronic rRNA transcript (SSU-rRNA, 5.8S rRNA, LSU-rRNA); snoRNA localization; box C/D snoRNP assembly
Cellular component (GO): nucleus; pre-snoRNP complex
Source: RefSeq, a predicted model, not a curated record